This is a messenger RNA of Larimichthys crocea (large yellow croaker), 5159 nucleotides long. RefSeq names its product dual-specificity tyrosine-(Y)-phosphorylation regulated kinase 2 (gene dyrk2). Gene Ontology annotation, cellular component: cytoskeleton; cytoplasm; nucleus. Bases 141 to 1952 code for a protein of 603 amino acids. The transcript is spliced from 7 exons. NCBI's taxonomy places the organism in Eukaryota, Metazoa, Chordata, Actinopteri, Sciaenidae. Gene Ontology annotation, biological process: peptidyl-serine phosphorylation; peptidyl-threonine phosphorylation. The record is from RefSeq and is a predicted model, not a curated record. Gene Ontology annotation, molecular function: ATP binding; protein serine/threonine kinase activity; protein serine/threonine/tyrosine kinase activity.
UGAGUGCACACUGGGAUUAGAAAGAGGAGGAGUAGGGAGGUGCAGGAGGAGGAGUAGGAGGAAGAGGAAGAGGAGGAGCUGCAGAUGGGGGAAGAGGAGGCGUCCUGUCCGUCUGUGUCCAGAGGAGAGGAGCGGCCGCCAUGUUAACCAAGAAGCCCGGAACCUCGGUCCUCCCGACGGGCAAAGUGGGCGAGCCGGUCUACUCUCCUGGUCACAGUGGCUCUCAGACGACGUCGCCUGUCGCCCUGCCGCGGCUCCGUAACAACAACCACAACCCGCUGACGGUACGAGCACACCAUCAUCAGUUUGCUGGGAGCUCUAAAGCCGUCAUGUCGGACGCCGUCCAGCUGUCAUCGCAGUCGCAGGUCCAAGUCACCCAGCUGUACGAGGAGAACACAAACAAGCGUCCGGUCCUCACCUCCCAGCCCAACGGCCUGGCUCCACUCGGCUCCACCCGGCCAGGGCUGCCACUGCCGGACCGCCAGACUUCUGCCUCAGAGCCCGCCCACCACUGCCGGCAGAGCAGCGCCGCCUCCAAUAAGUCGACAGACGGCAAGCCAAAAACCACCGCCUUGACCCCGGAGCAGGCCAUGAAGCAGUUCAUGUCCAAAAUGUCGUCGUUUGAACACCACGAGGUGUUCAACUACCCUGAAGUGUAUUUUGUUGGUCCAAAUGCCAAGAAGAGGUCAGGGGUCAUGGGCGGAGCCAACAACGGUGGCUACGACGACGAUCAGGGAUCCUACAUCCAUGUUCCACAUGACCACAUCUCGUACCGCUACGAAGUCCUGAAGGUCAUCGGCAAGGGCAGCUUUGGACAGGUGGUGAAGGCCUUCGACCACAAGUCUCAGACCCACGUGGCUCUGAAGAUGGUCCGCAACGAGAAACGCUUUCACCGGCAGGCGGCGGAGGAGAUUCGCAUCCUGGAGCACCUGAGGAAGCAGGACAAGGACUCGGGCAUGAACGUCAUCCACAUGCUGGAGAACUUCACCUUCCGAAACCACAUCUGCAUGACCUUCGAGCUGCUCAGCAUGAACCUGUACGAGCUAAUCAAGAAGAACAAGUUCCAGGGCUUCAGCCUCCCGCUGGUCAGGAAGUUUGCCCACUCCAUCCUGCAGUGUCUGGACUCUCUGCACAAGAACCGCAUCAUCCACUGCGACCUCAAGCCUGAGAACAUUUUGCUCAAGCAGCAGGGACGCAGCGGCAUCAAGGUCAUCGACUUUGGUUCUAGCUGUUAUGAACAUCAGAGAGUUUACACUUACAUCCAGUCCAGGUUCUACCGAGCGCCAGAGGUCAUUCUAGGCUCUAGGUAUGGGAUGCCUAUCGACAUGUGGUCUCUGGGCUGCAUCCUGGCCGAGCUGCUAACUGGUUACCCGCUGUUGCCGGGCGAAGACGAAGCCGACCAGUUGGCCUGCAUCAUCGAACUGGUUGGCAUGCCCAGCCAGAAGCUCCUCGACGCCUCCAAGAGAGCCAAGAACUUUGUGUCGUCCAAAGGAUACCCGCGGUACUGCACCGUCACCACGCUUCCCGAUGGCACCACCGUGCUCAACGGUGGCCGCUCGCGACGAGGGAAGGUACGUGGCCCGCCGGGCAGCAAGGACUGGAGUGUGGCACUGAAAGGCUGCGACGACCCGCUGUUCCUGGACUUCCUCAAACAGUGUUUGGAGUGGGAUCCGGCUCUCAGGAUGACACCCAGCCAGGCGCUGCGCCACCCCUGGCUGAGGAGGCGACUUCCUAAGCCGCCAACAGGAACCACCACUGGGGAAAAGACCUCCUCCUCCUCCAAACGGGGCACCACCACCACCGAUGGCGCAAUCACCUCAAUCUCCAAACUCGCCACCACCUCCUCAACCACCACGUCCUCCUCCUCCAAAACCAGGACUAACUUGGCGGCGAUCACUGACGCCAACGGAAACAUCCAGCCUAGGACGGUUUUGCCCAAGCUGGUCAGCUGAGAGUGAAUGCACCCCACUCGCUGUGGUGUUGUAAGCUCAUGAGCGUCCGUGAGCAAACCAGCUGGAACUGAAUAAAACUGGUUUUGUCCAGUUUUGAAGAGCGUUUGGUUUUUUCACGCUGGUUUUCACAGCGUUGUUGGAGUGCGUUCAAGACAAAUGCAGUUGUGGAAACUCAGCGUUUGGGGUGUUAAAAUGUGCAGAAUGGGCCAGGCUGGGAUGUAAAAGCUGAGCUGAAGGAAACUUUACUGAUAAAUCUGGGUGCGUUCAGACUCCUCAACUUGUCAGUCCUGUCUGGGAAAAAAAGAGACGAUAGUUGUUUUUACGUUACGAGCAGCGCAACAGGAAGUAACCACGUAAUGUUGAUCGCGGAAGGCUGCUCAGACAAUCAGAACACACCACUCUGUAGCUCCAAACACACAAACACAUCACAAACAUGGUGCUGACGGAGGGAACAAGGCUUUUUUUUAUGUUUUUAGCACAGAAUCUAUUCAGCUGAGCUGAUCGACGAAUCGAUUAGACACCAAAAACAACUUUUUACGACCUUAGUCUUACGAGGUUAUAUCUGCAGACGAACAUGUCCUGAAACUAAAAAUCAACGAUUGGGUCGCUCUAAUCUUUGUGUCAUAUCAUGAAAUAACAUAUUUUUACGUUUCAGUCAAUCAAAACAAAUUUUAAGCAACCUGAACCAUCUAACUAGUUAGCUGGCUAACUGUCUUAGCUCAGCUGAUGUUUUACAGUGUAGCUAGCCCGUGUUAUCGAGCUAGCUUUGUGCCUGUCGGCUGGCUAACUGUUUACCGGCUGUUGGUUUGUCAGACAGCUACUUGUUUUGUGUUUAGCUGUCACUUUGCUACCUGUUUAACUUUUAAUAUCUGUCAGCUAGCUACAGCUAGCUCACUAUUUGCCUUUUUUUGGCAGUCUGGUGGCUAGCCUUAGCCUUCUUUUAGCCAUAGCCUGUUAGCUCUCCACUGCCCGGCCUUACGAAACACAGAUUUUUUAAAAGUUUCUUUUUUUUUUCUCUCUGAAGCUUAGCAAAAGAUGCUAACUUCCCUUUUUAAGCAACCAAAUCUGAUUUGUUAAGGACACAACAUGGCUGAAGGAGGACAGACAAGAAGGUAGGACAAAGGUUAGAGUUAUAAGUCAAAGGACGAAUGGGAAUGUUCAGAACCAAAGUCUAGAAAAUUAAGAUGUUGGUGGCAAUUAGCUAAAAAAAUUUGGUAAUUUUUUAGGGAUGCACCAAAAUGAAAAUUCUUGGCCGAAACUGAAACACCGAAGGUAUGAUUAUGUCAAUUAUUAGAACCGUCGCAUUCAUAGCUGUAACCUCACAAAAGUCAAGGUAUUGCAAUUCAAAGAGUAAAUCAAUUAGUACGAAAGUAUGAAAAUAUUUAUUUAGCACUGACGUUACAACAAUGCAGAAUAUAAAUUAAAAUUAAAAAAACAAAAUGUUUAACUGGUCUUCUGAAAGAUUCUAAAAUUAAAUAUGUUCUCUCAUAAAGAGGAUCCUGCAGGAUCUCAUUGAACACAUCAGACAGCGAAGGUGCAUGCACCACAUUUCUCGUGCGCGCUGCUUUAUUCCAACAUCCAAGUAAUGAUCCUUAUAACGCGGAUCAAGUACAGUCGCGAUGAAGUGCAGAGGAUCCAAAUAGAUCUCAGUGAAAGGUGUGUUCACAGACUCCAAGCGUGGUUUUCGCUCCGUGGUCCGUCUCAACCUCUUUGCUUAGAAGACGCUUUAGACGGGGUUGUAAAGGCGUAUGGUGGCAGCGGACAGACUGAUCCCAGGCGGCAAUCUAGGACUAGGACGCACGGCGCAUCUAGGGCGCACAAGCGGACGUGCGGGCGCACAAGAAAACAUUCGCCUUGGGCGGUGUUGUGAUUUGCCCAGGGCGAAAAAAUGUGGCCAGGACCGGCGCUGGUCCUAAUUAACUAAGGGAGUACUGUACAAAAUGCCUGUAAAAAGGUGUAUAAAAGUGUGUGGUUAGACCUUUUACGGACUUUAAACAUGUAGAAUAAUUGUAAAACUUACUCCGGAUUUCGUUUAUUGUGGGUUAUUUUUAGAACGUAUCCCCUGCGAUAAACGAGGGACCACUGUACAUCCACACCGCAGACAUGUUGACUCUUACCCAGAUAACCGUGUGCUGGCUGCAUUUCCUGCUUGCGUCAUCACAAUUCUGUUUCGGCCGUGUUGUUUCGGUGAUGUAGGUCUUUCGGCCGAAAACCGAAGUUUCGGUGCAUCCCUACUAUUUUUAAAUGUAAUCAAACAGAAGCUGCCGCUCGAAGCUAACGUGGGUCAAACUAUUGCCUGGAUAGACAAACAACAGAAACAAGCUCGUUUUAAACUAAUUUUACGAUCUAUGAUUUAUGAUUUUUAUCACGCUAAUAAAACUCCAGGCUUCAGGAAACGACCUUCAGACACGCAGGAAUCACAUGACCCCAAAAUACCUUCCGUAAUGUCACAGCCUAGAGCAGUGUUCGUCUGUAUAGAGCGCUCACUGUGUUUAAAUGAUCAGUUAUAAUCGUCUGUGUGUCUGAACAACGAAGACGUUUUAUGGCGGUCCUUUAAACUUUUAUGUAACUCGAGCUCAGCUGUAAGCAAUAGCCUGAAGGGACCUUAAAUAUAGGUCCAGUGCAAAGAAAUGUGAGCCUCGAGUUGUAUUUUAGGACGACAAACUGUAACACUUUGUUACUGUCGUCAGUCCGCGGAGGUCAGCUUGUUAUGAAAGAGAGAGGGAGCCUUCUGGGUUCAAGGUGGGAACAAUUUCUAUACCAGCUCAACACAUCGUGAAGUCUCAGCCAAGAAAUACUGCAAUAUAUGUUUGGAACAAAAAGCCUUUUUACAGCCUCGGCUAACUUCGAAGCUAACGCGAUGUUAACGCGGGUGAUUCCGAGAGGAUUAAAUGUGAAACGUGUCCGGUAAAACAAAGAUAAUAAUGUCGUCACAAAGAGCUCCAGUCACAUCAGGACGUGUACGGGCGUUUCCUCAGCUGCUUGCAGUGGUUGUCACAACCGUAGGCGACUGUUCAGAUUCUUAAUAUAAUAAAAAUAAUGAUGUCACAUUAGAUGAACAUAAAUAUAAUGACAAUACUAAAAAACAAGUGAGAGGUAAAAGCUGAUUACAGGAGAGACUUUUAUAUAAAUACAUAUCAGUGUAUGUUUGUCGUACCGGCUUUAAAAAGGUGUACGUCAGACUUUAUUACUUGUUUUACGGGUCGU